CCUGUUGCUACUUUCCUCAUACACUUUCAGUCAGAGUCGAAUUUGUUACCGUGUGAUGCAAGGAACGUGAAAUGGCCUCGUCCAAUGUGUUGCUAUAGCGUAGGGUACUUCAUAAGUAGGAGAAAGGCAAAUGAAAAGAGCCCUGGCUGAGCUCAACUUUAGGGUUGCGUACAUAUUGACGAGCAUCAGGCAAAGGAGUACGGAGAGGGGAACUAAAAGGAGGAACGAAGGAAUAAUACAAAAGCAAUACGUAUCCGGUGCAAUUCCACAAAGAAAGAAGAGACGAGAAGAGGGGAACAGGGAAUAAGUAGUAACGUUAGCAAGUAAUAGCGUCAGCGAGAAAGAAAGGAGACAGAUUUUCUGUGCGAGAAAUUUGCUUUUGUGUUUCUGCCAUCACGCAUUUGUUAAAAGAACAAUGAGGAACAUUUGGAUUAUCUGGAUUUGCGUAAUGGUGGCCUUUCUUACGGAGGAAAGGAUACGCGUGACUGCUGAGUCCCUGACGUUGGGAGACGACCUGUACCUAGACGACCAAGCUUCUGGAGACUAUCCUGUCGAUGAUGACGAUGAUGAUUUUGCUUCAGGUUCUGGUUCAGGAGUAGGCCCAGAGGAGACCGUCAAUGUGAAGAGCGUGUACAUCGUCCCAAAAGCAGAGCCCACCCAGGAACCCUCCAAAGACCUCUCAUCCAGGACAGAGACGAUAUCACUGAGAUACACACCUAGAAUACCAGCGAGGACAGAGACCCCACUCCUGCUUACUGAGGAGCCCAGCAGUACAGAGGUGGAGGUCACCAGGACCACCAGUUCCCCCCAGGUGGUAGUGGAUGAGGACAAGCCCUUCAGGGUGCACUCUGAAAACAUCCUUCAGAGAACGGAAGUGCUGGCAGCGGUUAUUGCAGGAGGGGUGAUCGGCUUCCUCUUCGCCAUCUUCCUCAUCCUCCUGUUGGUGUAUCGCAUGAGGAAGAAGGAUGAAGGCAGUUAUGACCUUGGAGAGCGCAAACCCAUCAGCUCGGCAUACCAGAAGGCCCCUACCAAGGAGUUUUACGCAUAAGGAAGACCGCUACCAGACUUUAAAGGAAUGAUGGCAGCAAGAUUACUACCCCUUUCACACCACAUUUUCAAAUAAAAUACCAGCAUUUUUCAACCAUCGAGUUUGGUGUAGAUGGGGGGCCAAUAACCAAUGCCAUUUUGGUGCCCUUUUGCUCUCAGAAAGUUAAUGUAUUUGUAAUAGUAACAAUAGCUGCUUUCUGCCACCAUUGAUGCCAUGUGACAAGAGCAGCUAAAAUGCUUCCAUUUGCAUGCAUAGAACCCUGCGUAGAAUUGCCAUGUUACACUGACCACUCGGAUGAGCUGGUCACAAAGCUUCAACAACUGCCCACACUUCAGUGACCUUUGGUAAUGCCAGCCAAGAAGCGUUGGUAACCCAGUGGACUUCAUAAAAGUCUACUUCAAGGAAAGAAAUUCACCAUAAUUGAAAAUGAAUUCCUAGGUUUUGUUGUUGGGGCUUCAUUUGUGUAUUCAGGAUGCUAAUACAUUUAAACUUCCCUAGCCAGGAAACAGUAUUUACACAGGACAACUGGCACACAUUGUGUCAGAUAAAUGUUACAUGACAGAUUUAAUUAUUGAAAUAUGAGAACUGGAGCUCCUGCUACAGGUAGUGUAUCCCACAUAUUCCUCCUCUGUGUGGGAGGACUGGAUUGAAUGCAUUGGGUGAAUAGCACAUUAAGUAGUUUUAAAUGACAUUUUUACCCUAUUUUAAUUUUUUUUCCUCAGUUUGAGAUUCUGACCCAUUCCAGCACCGCAACAUCCGCUGUCAAUUUGGGAGGGUGCACACUAGCAAGUACGUUCAGUGAAACUUGCAGCCAACCAUCCACAACUAGAACAGCUGGUGCAGACACACUCCAGUCCACCGUUGGUGUUGAGCCACUGUGGUGGAAGAUCCCUGCAGAAUAGAACCGUUCGUCCCUAGGUGAAAUCAAGACCAACUGUGUGUCAUUCCGUAUCCUCUCAGCCAUGGAUGGUACUGGCCUGGUUGCGAUUCACUCAAUCACUGAAUUAUGAACAAGUGCCUCUGUUACAUAUGGCGCUCACAAGUCCCUCCUAUCCUCUUUUCAACAAAAAAAGCAACAUUUUGCUUUGUGAAGUAGAGACCUCAUAAAAAAUAAAUAUACAUGGUACAGUAACAGCCAAUAACUUUAAAUUCUUUGAAAUUUUAAUUAAAAGUAAGGAAUUACAUUGUUCAUCAACUUUAAUAGUUACUUUGAACUGAAUUAUAAUUGGUAUGGUGCACACUAAAGAAAAUAAAUUACAAUGUAAUUCCACUGAUGUGCCAGCAUCUUUUGUUGUUUGUUGCUGCAGACAGAAAUUUAGGUCCAAUGAAGAAUAAUAGUAACUACCUUAAGUCUAAUGCACAUGAAGAUUUGUAAUUGCAAUUUUUUAAAGAAAAAGUCAACAAAGAUCCCCAAGAACAAAAUGACAUGUUAGCCAUUUCUAAUUAUCAUCCACUUCUGCCAGUAUCACAGCGUUUGUUUCUGGUGAACAUGAAGGAGUACCAAUCAACAAUUAGCUGGAAUUGUUUCAUUUGUUAGUGGUAUGAUGGGAAUGUCAGUGGACUGUGCCAGUGUUACUCAUGCUAGAGUGGCUAUUGACUGUUUUGCCUGAAAUCACCAAAACCCAAAAUACCACAUGUUGACUAGAAUACUUAUAAAAAUGGGUUUUAAAGAAAUGACAGGACACUGACCACUAGGCAUGAAGGAAAUGGCAAAUACCAGGUCUUAAUCUAAUAAAAUAACAUUGACUGCUGGACUUUAAAUAAUUAAGCAAAAAAAUGGACAACUGGACUUUUAAUGAAAUGACACAAAAGGGUAUUUUGCCAUUCUGGUCAUUAAUGAGGAACUAUUGCAGGAAUGCAGUGUUACUAUGUACGCCAAUGUAAUAAAGAUGCCUUCCCAUAUAAAAAGCCAAACAAAUGCUUUUAUUAUGACAAGCCCCUGCAUAUUUUAGCAUGCCAAUUGUUGUUUUAACUGGAAGAAAUAUUAAGAAAAAAUUUAAACAAUAGAAUGAUUUGUUGCAUGGGGAAAUCACAUCUUUAAAAGGCUGUUGUUUGUCAUGGAAUAAAUGUUAAAAGUGAUGGCAUACCCAAACUUGAUUAAAAUAUUGGUUAUUGCUUUUUAAUACUAUAUGCUAUGCAUUCAAAGUACAGUUUUUAGUAAAUGAGCUGCCUACUUGAACCUACAUCCACCGAAGGCUAGUAUUGAUGUGUGAUCACAGGGUUGAUUUGAGGCUAGGUACCUGCUGGUAGCAUAUAUAGGUUCAAUUUGGAAGUUGAACCUAUAUAAUAUUAGAGGAAAAUAUAAUAACAGAAAGCAUAUAGAAGUUCUAAUCUUCCAGUUUAGAUCAUAUUACCACAACUACUUCUUGCAAUCCUUUUAAAAUCAUGUGCUUCCAACUGCAAAAAUGGUGUCGUGUAAAACGUUAAUACAGUGGGUUCAUCAUAAACUAUAUGGUUGACUGGGAGGUCAUUUUCAUGUGAAAUUUUGAACAUUUCGCCUUCAGAUACCGAGACUCCAAUUACUCUCAGACAUAAGUGCUUACAAUGCUAGCCAUUGGCAGAUGUAUAGCAGGUUCAUGUAGACAAAAGAUACACAAAAAAAUAUUGGUUUGCAUAUUGCAUCGUAUUAAAAGGCUAAAGAGGAUAUUUACAUAGAUUUUGGUUUAAAUUUAACAAGAGGUUGAUGUUUGUAAUAAUUGGCCUGUAAUCCAUUUCCUAAAUGCUUGACAUGGCAUGCCCAGCAUUAUGUUUUCAAGAUAUCUUAAUUGAUCUGUUUUCAGGUGUCAAAUACUUUGUAGUUCACAUAAAGCUUUUAUCUUCAUAUUAAAUAAACAAAUAGUCAAUAUAACAUUUGUUUUUCUCCUCAGGUUACCACAUGUCCUUUAUCUUUUGCUUGAAUGUAUACGCUUACAGUGGAAGUUUCAUUAUAUUUUGUUUAUGUGGUUGUUUAUCCAUGACUCUACCUUAAAAUAGCUUCAAAAUAUAUAAUUUAUAUCCACAGAUGAUUGGUCUUGAAUAUCCAAUAGAACCUGGGUUCAGAAUGAGAGGUCUGGCCAGGUCACUUUACAUACAGUAUGGUACUCAUCCUUACAUAUCUACUUCAUUUGGGUUCAGUUCUCGAGUUUUGAAUGUUGGACUGAAGAAGUUCCUUUCAAUUAGGAUAGCAUUCUCUGCUUCUCUGCUGUGGGAGAGUUUAUUUUACUGGGCAGUUGAAGGCAAAGUUUUUUUACAUGAGUUGGAUUUUUUUAUAAAGAAAUUUCCAAAAUGGAAUCCUCUGUCUUUAAUAAGUUUGGGAGAAUGCAGAAUAGCAUGUCCUCAGAAGUAGCUGAGGCAGACCGGAGUCACCUGAUCAGCCAGAGGGGUUGCUAUUGCAUAAUGAAGCAGGGAAAGCUCUGGGACCGGAGCUCCUCCCUCCCUGGGUGUUGCUAUGCUAAAUCAGUUGGUACGAUUUUGUGUUUCCUGACUCAGUCAUCACAGCACUGAAUUUGAGUCCCCACUGCAGGGCACAUCACUGUGCUGGAGAUGAGCUCUUUAAUUGCACCUGGGGACCUGAUUUAUUUUCAAACAAUUGCUGUCUAGACAAAAUAUGAAUUGCUGAAACUUAGCUGUUCUCUAGCUUUUAUGUCAACAGGGUCCUAUCAAAGCAUUCCUAUUUAAAGAACCUCACUGAUAGCAGUGGACACAAAUGGAUUGGGGUGGUCAGAAUUGAGUCUCUUCCAGUUAUGAUGUAGUACUGUAAAUCCAUGUUUCUACUCAUUUUUAAAGUCUUACUUCAACCAAAUUGAAUUUUGAAGUUUAAAAUGGUAAACCUUUUAAAUGCUCAGCAAAAUCCUUCCCUCCCCCAUUCUUGACCUCUCGGUUCUUUCUCCUGAGCUGACUGGCUUAAAGAUGGAUUCAUGGCAGGUCAUAUGUCCACUAUUUCUGUGUUAUCUCUGUUCAUUUUUAACCUUUUUUAUUUGAGACCUUACCAUUUUUGUGUCCAACAAACUGAACUGUACCUGACAAAUCUAUGUAUAUAUCUAUUGGAAUAUAUAUAUUCGCAACUGUUUUAAGCCUUUGAAGUGCCUACCAUUCUGACAUGCUUGUUCCUAUCUGGGCUGGGAAAUGUCUGUACAAUAACCGUGAUUUAAUAGCUGGUAUUUUAAAAACACAGGUGACUGAUAAUAACUUUCUAAGUCUUAAAGAAAGCAGACAGUAUUGUAUCUAUGUUCAGAUAUGCACUACUGAAUAAAAAUUGUGGCCUAAUUCUGA
Molecule: messenger RNA, 5299 nt
Organism: Conger conger (European conger)
Lineage: Eukaryota; Metazoa; Chordata; Actinopteri; Anguilliformes; Congridae
Product: syndecan-2-like
Exons: 5
Coding region: 416-1048 (210 amino acids)
Biological process (GO): cell migration
Cellular component (GO): membrane; cell surface
Source: RefSeq, a predicted model, not a curated record